GGCCUUCUCGGAGGUUCCGAGAACGGCAUCGUGGACAAGAACUGCUGCACGGACAUGACAAUUGUCUUUGCUCGUGGAACAGGCGAGAUGGGCAAUGUAGGCACAGUCUCCGGGCCACCCAUGUUCAAGGCUAUCCGUAGCAAGCUCGGUGCCGACCGCGUUACUGUCCAGGGUGUCGACUAUCCGGCCUCUGCCGCUGGCAACGUCAACCUAGGUGGCGAUGGUGGUGAGAAGAUGGCAGCGCUUGUCAAGCAGGCCAAAUCUCUGUGCCCCAACACCAAGGUCAUUGUCUCUGGCUACUCACAGGGUGCUAUGGUAGUCCACAAUGCGUUCAGCAAGGGACUUUCGGCUGAGGAUGUUAGCGGCGCGGUUCUCUUCGGAGAUCCGUUGAAGCGCACGGCCGUUGGCAAACUUCCUACAGAUAAGGUCAAGCAGUUCUGUGGCACUGCUGAUCAGAUUUGCGGCGGCGGUGGAGAUGGUGGUGCCACUGGUAGCCACAUUAGCUACGGUAGCAGUGCUGAGGCCGCGGCCACAUUCGCUAUCCAGGCUGCCGGUCUU
Bipolaris oryzae ATCC 44560 is the source of this 558-nucleotide messenger RNA. RefSeq names its product carbohydrate esterase family 5 protein. Gene Ontology annotation, molecular function: cutinase activity. The record is from RefSeq and is a predicted model, not a curated record. Lineage: Eukaryota; Fungi; Ascomycota; Dothideomycetes; Pleosporales; Pleosporaceae. The transcript has a single exon. The annotation marks the transcript as partial. Gene Ontology annotation, biological process: carbohydrate catabolic process. Gene Ontology annotation, cellular component: extracellular region.